Molecule: messenger RNA, 1172 nt
Organism: Fundulus heteroclitus (mummichog)
Lineage: Eukaryota; Metazoa; Chordata; Actinopteri; Cyprinodontiformes; Fundulidae
Gene: brcc3
Product: BRCA1/BRCA2-containing complex, subunit 3
Exons: 1
Coding region: 174-959 (261 amino acids)
Biological process (GO): double-strand break repair
Cellular component (GO): BRCA1-A complex; BRISC complex
Molecular function (GO): polyubiquitin modification-dependent protein binding; metallopeptidase activity; cysteine-type deubiquitinase activity
Source: RefSeq, a predicted model, not a curated record
AAUCUCUGGCCGUGGAAGCCCUGCAGUACCACUCCGGACCAGAGGCGGCGCUGACGCACAGCGCGCCGGGAAGCAGCGGAAGCAGGAAGUGAGGGAAGCCGGAAGUGAGAAGCAGGAAGUGAAGCUCCGGGCCGCUUGUUUUCCUCCUCGGAGCCGCUGACGUGUCCCGGUCAAUGAUGGCGGUCAGCGCCGUCCACCUGGAGUCCGACGCCUUCCUGGUGUGCAUGAACCACGCGCUGAGCACGGAGAAGGAGGAGGUGAUGGGGCUGUGCAUCGGGGAGGUGGAGCUCUCCCGGAUCGUCCACAUCCACUCCGUCAUCAUUCUCCGCCGCUCCGACAAGAGGAAGGACCGGGUGGAGAUCUCCCCGGAGCAGCUGUCCGCCGCGUCCACCGAGGCGGAGCGGCUGGCCGACACCACCGGGAAGCCCAUGCGGGUGGUGGGCUGGUACCACUCCCACCCGCACAUCACGGUGUGGCCGUCCCACGUGGACGUGCGGACCCAGACCAUGUACCAGAUGCUGGACCAGGGCUUCGUGGGGCUCAUCUUCUCCUGCUUCAUCGAGGACAAGAACACCCGCACGGGCCGGGUCCUCUACACCUGCUUCCAGUCUGCGCAGGCGCAAAAGGGCUCCGAGUACGAGCGCGUGGAGAUCCCCGUGCACGUGGUGCCGCGCGAGGCCAUCGGGAGGGCGUGUCUGGAGUCGGCCGUGGAGCUGCCGCGGAUCCUGUGCCAGGAGGAGCAGGACACGUACCGCCGCAUCCACGGCCUGUCGCACCUGGACCCGGUCACCAAGAUCCACAACGGCUCGGUGUUCACCAAGAACCUGUGCAGCCAGAUGUCGGCCGUCAGCGGCCCGCUGCUGCAGUGGCUGGAGGACCGGCUGCAGCACAACCGGCGCAGCGUGGCCGAGCUGCAGCGGGAGAAGGAGCGGCUGCUGCGGGAGCUGGCGGCGCCGUGAGCCGUGCGGUGAUGGACGCGCGCGCCUCUGGCUGCGGGACACGCGCCCCUGGCUGCGGGACGCGCGCCUCUGGCUGCGGGACGCGCGCCCCUGGCUGCGGUCCGCUGGUUCCGUGACUGGCCUGGUGGCGGUUCUGUUAUCUGGGCUCUGCAUUCCACGCUGUGGUUACUGUAAACCUGAUUUAUGUAAAUAAAGAGAUUAUCGUUGGUGUGA